AAACACGUGUACUUGAAGAAAUAUGUAUUACACAUUGAAUGAGUUUAAGAACGCUGAGUGGGUGGAGCUAUCACCACACCAUUGGAAUGUGAUUAAGAUCGACCAAUCAGGAACUUGGCAAGUAUUUACAAACUGUGCGUCAUUAAAUGUGUAUUAUCUCUCUGGCUGUUUGUAACAUCAUGUAUUUUUUUUUUCAAUCGUAUUCGAGAUUAGACUCAAGAGUUUCGGGAGACUAUUGUUGCUGCUGCAAAGGACUACUAAUAGUUGAAACGUGGACGUCGUGCGAAGUACGUCGUUCAUAUUGUCUUUCUUUAUGUGCGAUGUUCAUAGUGCCGAAGAAAGGGAAUCAGUAUUUUUUAUUUAUCAUAUGAUUAUUCUUGACAAUCGAUCUAAACGAAUUAACAAUAAACGAUAUAAAGUAUAAGAGAAUUCCGAAAUGAAUUUAUCGUUUGCUGGUUGCGGUUUCCUUGGUAUUUACCAUGUUGGUGUAGCAGUGUGCUUUAAGAAAUACGCUCCACAUUUACUUUUGGAUAAGAUUAGUGGUGCAUCGGCUGGUGCUAUCGCUGCUUGUUGUCUUCUUUGUGAUUUGCCCCUCGGGGAGAUCACAAGUAAUGUAUUACGCGUUGCGCGUGAAGCACGACAACGAACUCUUGGUCCAUUUAGUCCAUCAUUUAAUGUACAGGAGAUAUUGUUAGAAAGUUUACAGAAGCAUCUUCCUAAUGAUGCUCAUAUUCGUGUUAGCGGCAAGCUUCAUGUUUCCUUAACAAGGGUAUACGACGGAAGAAAUGUAAUUGUUUCACAAUUCUCGUCUAAGGAAGAUUUAUUGCAGGCAUUAUUGGCUAGUGCAUUUGUCCCAAUUUUUUCUGGUCUCUUACCACCAAGAUUUCAUGGUGUUAGAUAUAUGGAUGGUGGUUUUAGUGAUAAUCUUCCUACACUUGAUGAAAAUACUAUUACAAUUAGUCCUUUUUGUGGGGAAAGUGAUAUUUGCCCUAGAGAUGUUUCUUCUCAACUUUUCCAUGUCAAUUUAGCUAAUACAAGUAUUGAGCUUUCAAGACAGAAUAUAUAUAGGUUUGCAAGAAUACUUUUCCCACCAAAUCUAGAAAUGCUCUCAAACAUGUGUAAACAAGGUUUUGAUGAUGCAUUAAGAUUUCUUCACCGCAAUAAUUUACUUAAUUGUACCCGAUGUUUAGCUGUACAGUCCACGUUUGUAGUCUCAGAAACUCUUGAUGAUAACAUGGAUUAUGAUCCUGAAUGCUUAGAAUGUAAAAUGCAUAGACAGGAAGCGCUAGUAUCUAAUUUACCUGAGACAGUUAUGACCAUAUUUCAAGAUGCAAUUGAUUCUGCUAAUAAAGGCCUCAUUAAUUGGUUAUUUAAACAUCGAAGUGUAAAACUUUUAUCAUUACUUAGUCUACCAUGUACACUGCCAGCAGAUGUAGUAUAUGCAACUUUCACAAAUCUGAUUGGUAACAAGAUAGAAAGUCACACCUUGGAAUACAAUAUAAUUGGCAAUAUUCUUCAUACAUCUCCACAAAUGUCUUGUGCUAGACAUAAUAUGACAUCUUCUUGGUUUAUUUUGAAUGUGCCUAAAUUGCGAAGGAAUCUAUUAGAAUUAAGAACAUUUUUAUUAAAUGAAUUAUGUAUGCUAUUUCCUAAAAUCAAUGCCUAUUACCAAGUGCCACAGACUAUUAAAUGUCAGUUAGAUAUUACAGAAUAUGGUUCAAACAUAUAUGAUAUGGAAGUAGCAGACAAGACUGAUAAUUUAUAUAAAAAUAAGAAAAAUCUAAAUUUGACAUUACAAUACAAUGAAUUACAACCAUGGGAGGAUAAUGGUAAUACAUCAAAUUGUGUUAUAAAUAUGUCCAAUCUUUCAACUGUUGAUGAUACUUUUGAAAAUAUUCUUCAGGUAACUUCUGAGCAAGAAGCUGUAAUGGCAUAUUAUUACAUGGAUGAUAAUAACAAAGUGCAAGUGACAGAGAUAUUUGACGUUACAGACUCUGACUCACAUGCAAUGUUAUCUAUAGAAGAAAUUGAAAAUAAUACAAAAUUACAAUUUGAUGAGUGGGAUACACCCACAUGGUUAUCUCAACACACCCUCAAUGAUACUGUAACAGAAUCCCUAUAUACUGAUGCAGAUCAACAAAGCAUAGAAAAUUUAUCAGAAAUGUCUUUAGAAGAUGAUAUUUUGGGUGUGUUAAAUACAUCUUCUGAUCCAGAGAGUGAAUGGGAAAUAAGUAAAAAUUUACAAACAACAAGAGCUUCCAACCCACCAAUUUUCCAAUCAGAAAUGGAUUAACAAUGAGUAAAGAUUCAAAGUAAAAUAGAUUUUUUCUUAUGAAAAUUAAUAUAGACAAUGAGUAUCAUCACUAUGUAUAGUCAAUUAUAUUAUCAGGUAUGCAUAUUUUUGUAGUCAAUAAUGUUGGUGAUAUUAUAGAGAGAAAUAGUAUCAGUGUGCUCAAUAUUGAUAAUUUUUUAUAACAUUUGAAGAACAUGUCGUUUAAAGAAGUAAAGAAUAUGGAUGAAAACACUUUUAUUAAACAAGAGCAAUCUGUGUUAUGUACUGAUAAAUAUAAGAUACAACACAAGUAACCAUAUAAAAAUGUGAUAUAUAUAUAUAU
Molecule: messenger RNA, 2615 nt
Organism: Bombus pascuorum
Lineage: Eukaryota; Metazoa; Arthropoda; Insecta; Hymenoptera; Apidae
Gene: bmm
Product: 1-acylglycerol-3-phosphate O-acyltransferase Pnpla3
Exons: 13
Coding region: 437-2293 (618 amino acids)
Biological process (GO): triglyceride catabolic process; lipid homeostasis
Cellular component (GO): membrane; lipid droplet; cytoplasm
Molecular function (GO): triacylglycerol lipase activity
Source: RefSeq, a predicted model, not a curated record